Messenger RNA from Cheilinus undulatus (humphead wrasse), 1816 nucleotides. RefSeq lists its product as uncharacterized. The transcript has 10 exons. Bases 114 to 1499 code for a protein of 461 amino acids. Gene Ontology annotation, biological process: synaptic transmission, glutamatergic; modulation of chemical synaptic transmission; monoatomic ion transport. Gene Ontology annotation, cellular component: plasma membrane; postsynaptic membrane; AMPA glutamate receptor complex. NCBI's taxonomy places the organism in Eukaryota, Metazoa, Chordata, Actinopteri, Labriformes, Labridae. The record is from RefSeq and is a predicted model, not a curated record. Gene Ontology annotation, molecular function: transmitter-gated monoatomic ion channel activity involved in regulation of postsynaptic membrane potential; AMPA glutamate receptor activity.
CGUCCCUCUGCACAGCAGCAGCACUUGUGAUUAUCUGACCCAACGUUCUGGAGUCGUCUCUCCAACAGAAGUUCAAGUUUUAAAUUCCUGCUUCAUCAGAGGCCUGUGGCGUCAUGACAAGCUGCUUAUUGUUGGUGUUCUGUGUGGCAGCUCUGACAGUAUGGGACGUCACUGCAGAUGCCAAGGAGUUAUCCAUCACCACCAUUAAGGAGGACCCGUACACCAUGAGGAAAGGCUCAGAGCUGGAGGGUUACUGCAUCGAUUUGAUCUCUGAGCUCUCUGAAAAGCUGGGCUUCAAGUACAACAUCCAUCUGGUGAAGGACGGCAAAUACGGCGCCAUGGACGCCAGCGAGAACUGGAACGGUAUGAUCGGAGAGGUCAUCAGAGGGGAAGCCGACCUGGCCGUGGCCCCGCUGACCCUCACGGCGACCAGAGAGCAGUAUGUGGACAUGACCACGCCCUUCAUGCAGAUCGGGAUCAGCUUUGUCAUGCACAAAGACGUGGCCUUUGAGGACGCCGGCUUCAGUCUGCUGUCUCCGUUCUCCACCGACAUGUGGGUUGGUUUCCUUGUGGCCUUCCUGCUCACAGGGGUCUGCAUUUUCCUGAUUGGAAGGAUCAGCCCGUGUGAAUGGUCAGAGACGGACUCAGAGCAGCACAGCUUCACUCUGCUGCACAGUUUCUGGUACAUCACUGGAGCUCUGACGCUGCAAGGCGCCGGUCCUCACCCCAAAGCUUUGUCUGGACGGAUCGUCAGCGCCAUCUGGUGGAUCUUUGCUGUACUGCUUCUGGCCUGCUACUUUGGCAACAUGCACUCCAUGAUGCACUCGGACCAGAACCAUGUUUCCAUCAAGAGCUUUGAGGAUCUGGCUAACCAGGAUGUGAUUGAAUACGGCACCGUGGAUGGGGGGUCCACCAAGGCCUUCUUUAAGCUGUCGAACAACCCAGUGUACCGGCGGCUCUACCAGAACAUGGAGAGGAAGAAGAGCUUUGUGGCCACCCCUGCAGAGGGGAUCCGACGGGCUCAGGAGGGAGACUUUGCCUUCAUCGGCGAGUCCGUGUCCCUGGACCUGGCUGUGGCUCGCUACUGUAAGCUGAUCCGGGCACAGGAGGUCAUCGGCAUGAGAGGGUACUCCAUCGCAGCGCCUCUGGGUUCUCCUCUGGUGAAGAACCUGACCAUAGCCAUCCUUCAGCUCAGUGAGUCCGGGGAGCUGACCUACCUGAGGGAUAAAUGGUGGGCCAGCAGUUGUAGGAGUGCAGAGGGGACCUCCACCUCUGAGCCCCUGCACACCAGCGACCUGCGGGGUCUCUUCCUGCUGCUCGGCCUGGGCCUGGCUGUCGGCCUGCUGCUGGCUCUGCUGGAGCUCCUGUCCAAGGCCCGAAACCAGGCCAAGGAUGGGAAGAAAUCGUGUUGCUCUGUGUUGACGUCUGAGCUGAGUCGGCGAUUUGGCAGAGGAGGAGAGAGCACAGAGGCAGAGAGCUCGGACAAAAGCAAAGCCUGAAAUUAAAGUUUACAUGUUAGCUGUUGACCAGAAUUCUCCUUAAGCUUAGAGCAUCUGUCUCCAUAAAUACACCGUCUCUCUCUCUCUCUGUAGCCGUAUGUUUAGAUGUCCUUCAGGAUGGUUUUGACUCUAAAUGAUGAUAGGAUCACAUGAACUAACUCUUCAACACUUAGCUCCAGUCAAAGGGAAAUAGAGCAGCAUUGUUUUACUGUUCAGGUAGAAAUCCACAUCUCUAACACUAACUUCUGAUCUGUAAACUUUCUCUGUGACUGUAACUGUUUCUAUUUGAUGAUACAUUCCCAAUAAAUCCCUCGGUG